AGGAAAUGAGAGGGGAGACAACUAAGGCAGAGGUUUGCACCUGUGUCUGGACAUUUUCAUAAAGCCGCAGGGAUAUUCUAUAAAUGCUGCAAUUGAAAACUUUCUUCACCAUGUUUGCAGCUUCUCUGAUUUUAAGGACAUGAUAGAAGAAGAGUGUUGCCAUGUCGCUGAAUGAGACUGGAGCCCAGACACUGGCCCCAGAGCCAUGUGAGCAGCAGAUACUACAUGAAGAAAACAACUCUGGAAGUGGGAGUGGGAGUUCCACCAGCAACCUGUCCCUACAUUGCUGGCUGCAGCUCCUUACCAGGGAAUCUAUUGUGGAAUUACAAGGAGACAGCUCCAGUUUUGUGGUGCGUGUGAUGAUAGCGUGUGUGUACUCUAUAGUCUGUGCUCUUGGGUUGGUGGGGAACUCACUGGCUCUAUAUCUGCUCCAUUCCCGCCACAGGCAGAAGCAGUCAUCCAUAAACUGCUUUGUGAUGGGGCUGGCAAUCACAGACCUGCAGUUUGUUCUGACUUUACCCUUCUGGGCCGUGGACACAGCACUGGACUUCCGCUGGCCUUUUGGCCGGGUCAUGUGUAAAAUCAUUAGCUCUGUCACCACCAUGAACAUGUAUGCCAGUGUGUUUUUUCUGACAGCAAUGAGCGUGGCAAGGUAUUACUCCAUCUCCACUGCUCUGAAGAUGAACAGUCGGAGGACAGCUGCAGCCAGGGCUAAGUGGACCAGCCUUGGGAUCUGGGCUGUCUCUCUGCUGGCUACUUUACCCCAUGCCAUCUACUCCACCAGUGCUGAGGUGUCGGAUGAGGAGCUCUGCCUGGUCCGCUUUCCAGACUCGGGCAGCUGGGAUCCACAGCUCCUUUUGGGUUUGUACCAACUGCAGAAGGUCCUCCUGGGGUUCCUUAUUCCUCUAAUCAUCAUUACUGUCUGUUACCUGCUGUUGCUGCGGGUCAUCCUCAGUCGUCGCAUUACAGGAGCAGCAGAUCCAGAGGUCACCCAAGGCCGUUUGAACCGGCGCUCCAAAGUCACCAAAUCCAUUGCCAUAGUGGUUUUGUCUUUCUUUCUUUGCUGGCUACCCAAUCAGGCUCUGACACUCUGGGGGGUUCUCAUAAAGUUUGACCUUGUUCCAUUUAGCAAGGCGUUCUACAACGUCCAGGCCUACGCCUUCCCCCUUACCGUGUGCCUGGCGCACACCAACAGCUGUCUCAACCCUGUGCUCUACUGCCUGGUUCGCCAGGAGUUUCGAGCAGGGCUCAAGGAGCUUCUUCUCCGUGCUACCCCAUCCUUCAGGAGCUUGACUCAUCUUCUGCGUCGCAAGACUAAAGUGGCUGAGGCGCCACCCGUUCUGGUGUUGGUCCAGAUGGAUGUCUGAGCGUGACGAGGGGCAUACACUGUGACAAAGAAACUACAGGAGAGAAUUACUCAGAGACUGUACUCUGUGUAUUGAUGUGGAGCAGUUUUCUGAGGUAUUGAAUUUAUUCCAGCUUUUCCAAAAUAAAUAAAAAAAUCUAAUUUCUCUGGUUUUUGAAAACAACAUAAUCACAGUGGAUUAUGCUGAGGGAUCUGUACCAAUUUCACUGCAU
Molecule: messenger RNA, 1578 nt
Organism: Cyprinodon tularosa
Lineage: Eukaryota; Metazoa; Chordata; Actinopteri; Cyprinodontiformes; Cyprinodontidae
Gene: rxfp3.2b
Product: relaxin family peptide receptor 3.2b
Exons: 1
Coding region: 162-1367 (401 amino acids)
Biological process (GO): immune response; G protein-coupled receptor signaling pathway
Cellular component (GO): membrane
Molecular function (GO): G protein-coupled receptor activity
Source: RefSeq, a predicted model, not a curated record